Echinococcus granulosus is the source of this 438-nucleotide messenger RNA. RefSeq lists its product as hypothetical. The transcript has 4 exons. The coding region runs from base 1 to 438 and encodes 145 amino acids. The record is from RefSeq and is a predicted model, not a curated record. Lineage: Eukaryota; Metazoa; Platyhelminthes; Cestoda; Cyclophyllidea; Taeniidae.
AUGUUAAGUGGAUGGGCAUCUUGGGUUUCAUCACUACAAAUCAGUAUAUUUUGUGCAAUAAGUUCACUCGCCUUUUACUUACACAAUGAUUUUAUAUCCAUUGAGUCAUCUAAAGCUACCAAAUAUUCCGAAUCACUUCUGUGUCCCAGAGCAUGUGUCUAUUUCAAUGUCUCUAUGCAAACAAAGUCUACUUUUUCCCCUUUAUUAAACACAUUAAUUCUCUAUACUGAAGUUGCUGCUGCUGCCGCUGCUGCUGCUGCUGUAUUGUCAAUGACAUGUCCUACAAUACCUGCCAAGUGGGAGGCAUUUGGCAUCGUAUUGAUGGACAGAGAAGACAACACAGAGAAUCGUUUUAUUAGACAUUUAUUGAGAAAGAGUGUUAAGAAUGGAAUGGAAGCCAUGACACGUGGGUAUGGAAGUACACCUCAGAUGUAUUGA